UUAUUACUAAAUACUUCUAAAAGUAAUUUCUUUUGUAUUUACAGUGAAUAUUUGAUUAACUCAUUGUGUUUAGGAAAUAAUAUGUACUCAAAUUUUAACUUUUAUGGAAGUAUAAUUAUACUUAAACGAUAGUAUAACUGAAGUUAAAAAUAAUAAAAUAUGGCGGUACCAUCGCCUAAAUCGCCAGAACAAUCUGAAAGAAGCCGAAAAUAUGAUCGACAGCUUAGACUGUGGGGUGAUCAAGGACAACAAGAUUUAGAGACUGCUCAUGUAUGUGUUGUAAAUGCCACAGCACUCGGUACAGAAAUAUUGAAAUCGCUGAUCUUACCUGGUGUAGGUGCAUUUACUUUAAUUGAUAAUGAAGUAGUUACUGAAGAAGAUGUAGGUUCUAAUUUCUUUAUUACUACUGAAAGAGUUGGAGAGAAAAGAGGGUCUGUUACUUCCCAAUUACUAUGUGAACUCAAUCCAGAUACACGAGGUCACUUUGUUGAUGAAUCAGUUUUGAAGUUAUUAGAUUUAAAUCCAGGAUUAUUUAAAACAUUUACAGUUGUAGUUACCACAUCACUUCAUGAAAAAGAAAUAAUUGCCUUAUCUCAUAAAUUAUGGGAAUGGAAUAUUCCUUUAAUUGUUUGUAACAGUUAUGGUUUCUUUGGGUCAAUGCGAUUACAAAUUGAUGAACAUACUAUGAUUAAGACACAUCCCGACAAUCAAAAUCCUGAUCUACGAUUAGACUGUCCAUUUCCUAAAUUAAAAGCACAUUUUGAUAGCUAUGAUUUAGAUAUACUUGAACUCACAGAUCAUUUACAUGUUCCGUAUCUUAUAAUAUUAUAUAAACAUUUAGAAAAUUGGAGGAAAGAAAUUGGUGAUGAUACAGCUUUACCUGAAACUUAUAAACAGAAACAAUUUAUUCGACAAAAUAUAAGAAAUAGUAUAAGAAAACAUGAUAAUGGUACACCUCACCAUGAAGAAAAUUUUGAAGAAGCAAUUAAGUGUGUAAACUUUGCAUUUAAUAAAACAACAAUUCCUUCAGAAGUUCAGCAGUUAUUUAAUGACGAAAAACUUAUUAAUUUAACUUCAAAUAGUAAACCAUUUUGGAUUAUGGCUAAAGCUCUUAAAGAUUUUGUAGAAAAUGAAGGUAAUGGUAGAUUACCUGUUCGUGGAACAUUACCUGAUAUGACUGCUGAUACUUUCAAAUACAUAAGCUUACAGCAAUUGUACCACGAACAAGCUGCUAAAGAUGCUGAACAAGUUUUCAAUAGAGUCCAACAAAUACUACAAGAUAUUAAUCAACCUGAUGAUACUAUUAGUGAACACGACAUAAAAAUAUUUUGUAAACAUUGUACUGAAAUAUGUGUUAUGAGAGGCACACGAAUAGCUGAUGAAUAUGAACGUAAAAGUGGUGCAGAAAAUGAAAUAGCCCAAAGUCUUGAAGAUCCAGAUAGUUUAAUUGAACAUUAUAUUAUCCUAAGAGGUAUUGAGAGGUUUUAUUCUGAAUAUUACAAUUAUCCUGGUGAAAUUGAUGAACAGGUUGAACCUGAUAUUCCCAAAUUAAAAUCAUGCAUAACAAAAUUACUAAAUGAAUGGGGUUGUAUGUCUUCUACAAAAGAAGAUUGUAUACAUGAAUAUUGCCGUUAUGGAAAAUCUGAAUUACAUAGUGUAUCAUCUUUUAUUGGAGGUUGUGUAUCACAUGAAGUCAUUAAAUUAGUCACUAGACAAUAUAGACCAGUAAAUAAUUCAUUUGUUUAUAAUGCCAUUAAUUGUAGUACUGAAUCCUUCACACUUUAAUAUUUUCAAUUAGUUAAAAAUUUGUCUCUUAUAUAAAUUAAAUAUUUAAUUAUUUUAAAAAAUUAUGUAUUUUUUGUUGUUUUAUUAAUUAUGUAUUAAAUUUUAACAAUCAUAAAAGGUCACUUUAUUUAUAUAUUUAUAAU
Daktulosphaira vitifoliae (grape phylloxera) is the source of this 1928-nucleotide messenger RNA. RefSeq names its product NEDD8-activating enzyme E1 regulatory subunit (gene APP-BP1). Lineage: Eukaryota; Metazoa; Arthropoda; Insecta; Hemiptera; Phylloxeridae. Gene Ontology annotation, molecular function: NEDD8 activating enzyme activity; ubiquitin activating enzyme activity. Bases 160 to 1785 code for a protein of 541 amino acids. The transcript is spliced from 10 exons. The record is from RefSeq and is a predicted model, not a curated record. Gene Ontology annotation, biological process: protein ubiquitination; DNA damage response; protein neddylation. Gene Ontology annotation, cellular component: cytoplasm; nucleus.